Messenger RNA from [Candida] anglica, 732 nucleotides. Lineage: Eukaryota; Fungi; Ascomycota; Pichiomycetes; Serinales; Debaryomycetaceae. The record is from the annotation of a GenBank genome assembly.
AUGUAUCGGAAUAAUCUAUCCUCGUAUGCACAAGAUUCCAGAAGAUCAUCAAAGGUCUUUAAUGACACACCAGCAUACCAACAAAGACUAACUUCACAAUUGGAUAGAAUUGCUCAAUUGAAAAUAGAAUUAGUACCAUAUCUAAACUCCAAUGAAAAGCAAAGGGCUGUAUCGGGGGCUUUGAAGACUAUCAAACUGCUUGUUGAACAACUUUUAGAACAUGGAGAAGUAUCAAAUCGUACUGUUCAGGCAAUUGAUGAAUAUAUCUGUGCCUUAUCUAAUUUGAAUCAAAUUACUCCACUCAAACAAUCUCAUAAACGAACUUCAUCAUUUCAAAUGCCUGAAUAUGGGAUAUUUCAAGAUCGAAUUUCUAAUCUUUCACCGUCAGUGUCAACAAAAUCAAUGUAUGAAGUACAUCCAACGUCGCAAGAUGAUGAGGAUGAUGAUGAUGAUAGUGAAUUUGAAGAUGAAGAGAAACUGCAUUUACAUCUACCUGUGGACCAACCACAAUUGAAACAAUUGGCUAUUGGUCAAAGUAGGACAUCCUUACCGUUCAAUAGAACAUCUCCAGGACUCCCAUAUAUAAACACUCCUACAAGGCUCCCUUAUCACCAACACCUACUCAAUCAACAAACACCAGAAUUCCCAGAGUUUAAACGCAAUGUCAGCCGGUUUGACACUGCCAGAUCUGGGAAACAGCUUAGUAUCCGCCCAUCUAUGCGACCAAUAUAG